This is a messenger RNA of Zea mays, 1301 nucleotides long. Its product is annotated as novel plant SNARE 13. Gene Ontology annotation, cellular component: Golgi apparatus; endoplasmic reticulum membrane; SNARE complex. The transcript is spliced from 10 exons. Gene Ontology annotation, biological process: vesicle fusion. Bases 195 to 992 code for a protein of 265 amino acids. NCBI's taxonomy places the organism in Eukaryota, Viridiplantae, Streptophyta, Magnoliopsida, Poales, Poaceae. Gene Ontology annotation, molecular function: SNARE binding; SNAP receptor activity. The record is from RefSeq and is a predicted model, not a curated record.
CAUUCCACCAAACAAACCGACCAGGCGACCACCGCUGCCGCUGCUUUGCUUUGCUCCCUUCUGAUCAACGGCAGCCACGCCGAGACCAACUGCCGCCACCGGAAUGGCGGGGUGCCUUGGCGACCCACUGGACACCGGGUAGAGGAGGAGGGGGGGGGGGGGGGGGGGGGGGGGGGGGGGGGAUCCGGCCAGCCAUGGCGAGCGACGUGCCCAUGAGCCCCGAGCUCGAGCAGGUGGACGGCGAGAUCCAGGACAUCUUCCGCGCGCUCCAGAACGGGUUCCAGAAGAUGGACAAGAUCAAGGACUCCAGCAGGCAGUCCAAGCAGCUGGAGGAUCUCACCGCCAAGAUGAGAGAGUGCAAACGCUUGAUCAAAGAAUUUGACCGUAUACUCAAGGAUGAGGAGAAAAAGGACACUCCUGAGGCCAACAAGCAGCUCAAUGACAAGAAACAGUUCAUGAUCAAAGAACUCAACUCCUACGUAACCCUGAGGAAAACGUACCAGAGCAGCCUAGGUAACAAGAGGAUCGAACUAUUCGAUACUGGUACCGACCAAGUGGCCGACAAAUCUCCAGUUCAAAUGGCAUCAGAAAUGUCAAAUCAAGAGCUCAUUAGCGCCGGAAGGAAACAAAUGGACCAAACUGACCAAGCCAUUGAGCGCUCAAAGAUGGUUGUAGCACAAACUGUUGAAGUUGGAGCUCAGACUGCUGCAACUCUGUCACAACAAACAGAGCAAAUGAAGAGAAUCGGCAAUGAGUUAGAUUCUGUUCACUUCUCACUGAAGAAGGCCAGUCAAAUGGUGAAAGAGAUUGGCCGUCAGGUUGCUACUGACAAAUGCAUUAUGGCGUUCCUGUUUCUGAUUGUCUGUGGCGUUAUUGCAAUAAUUGUUGUUAAGAUCGUCAACCCACAUAACAAGAACAUCAGAGAUAUUCCGGGGCUGGCACCUCCCGCCAUGAACAGGAGGCUGCUGUCCAUCGACGCCUUAGGACUAUGAGCGCUGUGAAUGGCUGCUCCCCUGCAGCACAGCGCUGCGCAGCGCAUCAGAGUUCUCUUAACGAGCCACGAUAUAUGAUUUCACGAUUCUUUUGUGCCUGUAUAUUGUGUUUAUGUUGUUUGCGUCCGCCCAUUCCUUCCCUAUUGCAUUGGUAAGUAGUAGCUUCAGGUUCCUAGCACCGGCGUUCUGAUUGUCUGUGUAUACGCGGUACUGGUUGUGGAUGUGAGAUAUUCUUCAUGGUUGUUAGUAAAAAUAGAAACGGCUGUGGGAGAAGAAACAGUAAAUGAAUCCAUGUUUCUUUAUUCUUUA